Cooperia oncophora is the source of this 600-nucleotide messenger RNA. The record is from the annotation of a GenBank genome assembly. Lineage: Eukaryota; Metazoa; Nematoda; Chromadorea; Rhabditida; Trichostrongylidae.
AUGGCAGCUCUAACGGCGACACCUAUGGUCAUUCUUGAAGAAGCAAAGAAACAGUUCCAAGGCGAUGGCAAAUUGAACGUGCAACUUCUCGAUCAGGUUGUGACGAUGAUGAAUCGAGCUACUGGUGAAGAACAAAAAUUAGCCAAUAUGAUCCUUGUGGAGCUGAAGGAGAACCCGAAUUCCUGGACCAAGGUGGACGCUAUUCUCGAAUACUCGGACCUCGCUGAAUCGAAAUAUUUUGCGUUGCAAAUUCUUGAAUCCGUAAUUCAAACAAAAUGGAAAUCAUUGCCACUUGUACAACGCGAUGGUAUAAAAGGUUUCAUAGUGCAGUUCAUUUUGAAACUUAGUGAGUCUCGUAUUGAAUCGGAAAAGAACUCGCUUUUGCUACACAAACUCAAUCUUGUUCUUGUACAGAUUGUCAAGCAAGACUGGCCGAAGCACUGGCCUUCGUUCAUCACUGACAUCGUUGAGUCAUCGAAGACGAACGAUAACAUUUGUGUGAAUAAUAUGAACAUCCUGAGUCUGCUGAGGUGGCUUAUCUUCCUUUCCUGUACGGAUAAAGUUACACACUACACGGUAACAGACCGUUUUUUUGCAUGA